GUGUUGUGUUUUGGUCCUCCUCUGCGUGGUUCGGCCGUGCGCUCGCGCUCGCCUCACGACUGCGUUUCUUUCCACGAUACAUUCGGGCGUGAUUUCGCCGUUCAUCCAAGGAUAGGACAUGUCAUUCGUGACGCCUUGUCAACCGUCGCCGUGAUCGUAGCAUCCAUCAGCGCUGUUAAGUCCACACGCCGCUUCGUUUCCGCAGCGUGCGAUCGGCGGGUAUCCGAAGAAAAAAAAAGAGAGGAACAUGGCUUCGGACGAGUGCUGCAUCUACGUCUCGCUAGUGCCCGAGAAUACGUGCAAGUUCGAGCGACACAAGCUAUCUUGUCUCAAGCUCGAAGAUAAGGUGUCGGCGCUGCACACCAAGGUGGCCGAGCUUUUCGGCAAGGACAUCGGAGAUCUUGAACUAGUGUUUCUCGGCAAAAUACUCAAGCAGGAUGACACCCUUGAAGCCAGCGGGAUCAAGUUCGGCAUGACGGUGUUUGCCUACCCCCACCAUGAACUUGAGAAGCCAACCUGCACGCUCGAUAUGCAAGACAUCCCCAUGAUCGCAUUUGGCACCGCCCUGGUGAAUCCGGCCUUUCGAACGGUGCUACAAAGCCUCAAGGACCCUGAAGUACUGGAAAACAUAAUGGCUGCGAAUCCCGCCCUGGCCGACGAUCCGGUUGCUGUCGGCAUCCUCCAAGAUCCAGAGCUCAUGACACUGCUGGCAAACCCAAACUUCCUCCGAAAAAUGGCCGAGAGUCAUCCCGCUCUGGUGGAGGCUGCCGUGCAGAUUGCCGUGUCGUUUCACGAAGAAGGCGCCGCCUCUGGGCGCUCCACGUCGCCGCCGCCUGAGGUGUCCUACUCUCUUGAGGCUCUGAGCGACGACGAAGACCUGGAAGGGCAGCUCGAGCAGCCAGCGGCAGCCGGAAGUGGCUUGUUCUCGCCCAACCGCAUCACGCCGGCACAGCUGGCUGCUGCGCUAGCCGCAGCUGCAGCCAAUCCGGGAGGCUCCGGAUCGUCCUCGCCACCGGCAGCUUCGGGUAGCCCCCUGAUUCCUCCCUCGCCGCGGCUGCAUGCGCCACCUUCGACGCCGAGGAACCCGAUAACGUCGGAUAUGCUCAACAGCGCGGUGCAGACGGCGUUGGGGUCCCUGGCGCCUCCGCCGAAUGCGAGUGCAGCUGCGCCAGUUGCGUCAUCACCUGCGGGAGCCCCUGCAGCUGAAGUGACAGAUCCUGCCGUCACGUAUCAGAACCAGCUCCAACAGCUACGGGACAUGGGCAUCGCCAACGACGCGACAUGUCUGCAAGCGCUGGUCGCCACGGGUGGCGACGUCCAGGCCGCCCUGGAGCUGCUCUUCUCGGACUUCGGCGAUAACGACCCAGCCAACAUGCCCACAUAACUCCUUCCCCGCGAUCGGCAGCCCAGGCACGUGCCGGUAAACCCUUCUUUGUGGUGCCCCAUCAACUCGUCAAUGUCGUCCAGUAAAAGAAACGAUCGGCAGCGCGACGGCGAGACGUUCCGCCGUGGAGCCGCCGCUCGAAAACACAGAAAAACGCGCGCGAUACCGUAUCGUUCUGCAGCUACGCGCAGAUCUCGGGAGAUGGUCUCAGUAAACGCAAAAGCCUUUACUGCCUCCUUGUUCGCUGCUUCGACAUUGUUGCCACUUCUCCCUGCCCCUUUCUCGACCAGUAACGCUGUUAACAGUGUGGGAUAUCCUGCAUGUCGGGAGCUUUAUGUAACAAUGUGACGCGAAGCUUUUCUGAUCAGUGUGAAAGCAUUUGCAACAAAGACUCGUCACGUGCAAGUUUGAUCUCUCAAAGGCAUCGCAGUAGCGUUAGCCGAGAGCUUUGUAAAAAAAACGAGAAUGGCAAGGGGAAAAACAAAUUAAAAGAAGCUUAUACCCCUGUCACAUGGUACAUAUAAUGUCAUUCGCAGUGAUUGUCAUUUGGUGUUAAUGCCAUUUUUGUUGCUGCUGCUACACGGUCAUAGCAAAUGACAUGCAUAGCUAAUGGAAUUCACCUGCUGAACGCGUUUUCUCUGAACUUUCGCAAGAGCGACGUGUAAUCUCGAUGACAGGUGCUCAACAAAAAACUACAAAAUCGGCAAGUUACAGCAAACUGUAAUCAAGGUUAAGGUUUUUAUUAACGACUAUUGUUAAAUUUUUUAUAGCUUUUUAACAUACAGUGCUGUAGUUGGAGCAAAAUGUGGAAAUAUUAUAUUCUUUUCCCCAGACUCCGACAUGAUGCAAGUGCCUCCUUUUGGCCACAUUUACAAACACUCGUCUGUUCUUUCUUCUUUUUCAAUUCCUCCCAUGUCGUUUCGGUGAAGUAGUGCCGCAGUAGCAAGGUUGGAAUUUCACAUGUGAUAUCUAUCCAGGAGGCUAUGAAGCAAACUCUGCAGUUUCAUCAGCGCAUAAUAAUAGGAAGCUAAAAGCGCACUGCAUUGAUGACAAACAUCGACAACACUUGUGAAUGCCAUUUUGUAUACCCACACAAAUCAGGAAUGCAAGACACCAAUGACAUUAAAAAUGAAUGUCAUUUACUGCAAAUGGCAUUACUACAUGUGCCAUGUGAUGGGAAUAUUACUCUAGGUAGCAAUGACUGAAAAAAAAAAGGAGGAGAAAUUAUGUUUAUGUAUGCCUGAAACAGGACAGGCCCUGUUUGUGAAAGACAAAACAAACACUGGUUAACAAUUUCUGUGCAGAAUCCGUGACAUAACAUAUUCUACUUAUGCAUUGCAGUAGCAUACCAUAGUCUAUUUAUCAGUUACGCAGCAGUGGUUCUAAAGGAAGGAUGGAUGAUUCAUUAUUCUCGUUAGUGAUAAGGAACAGUGGCCUUUGGCAGGAUUACUGUUUGUUUUUUCCUGUGGCAUUUAGUUUUGACAAUGUUACUUGCUUGGCAAUCUUAUCUUGAAAAUGGGUACUGGACAUGCCAUGAGGCAAUGUUUCAUUUUUCAGUGCGAUUAACUAUGACAGGUUGAUGACUCAGCAUGCCUUUGGCAGCAUGGCAUACUUGAAUGAUGUAAUAUUAGAGGAUCCUUGAGAUCCUGAAGCGUGUUUUAAGAGUCUGAAGCGUGUUUAAGUAGCAAUUUACGGGCCCGGCUUGUCGUUCAUCAAUAGAUCUCAUGUGGCGUGAUCACGCUCCCAAUCAAGUGCUCAAUACAGGCCUAAAACGAGGUUAGCAAUGCUCAAAACCGGGUUAAAAUAAAGGAACAAGGUCUAAAAUAAUAUAGUUAACAGGAAUAACCAAGAAUUAAUUGCAAUAAUUAACUUAAAAUUGCUAAAAGUGCUUUGUAAACAUGUGACUGACACCCGCGCCGUGCUAAAGAGGGUGCCACCGCCUCGCCAGGCUUGCGGCUACUCCUCCCGCUGGCACUUCUCUGGCGCCGGUGUUAUGAACCCCUGCGAGAGAUCAUUGAUAGACAAAGACUAACAACAGCAUAACGGGAAUCGCUGGGUGCCCGUGCUACGCACUUCCUCAGGUUUCACAGCAGUGGAGCUGCAGUUAGCACAGGAUUUAUAACUACACCAAUUGCUACAGAAGAACGACAUCGGUGCUGAAUGUGAAUGACCUUUAUUUUUUAUCUUUCCACUUUUGUUAUUUUCUAUUGUCUUAUAGCCUGUGCAUUUUGGCUGUGGUCAGUGCCUGUAUCGUGAGCAUUCGUUGCGAGAUGGGGUUUUGUCGAAUGCGUUGACAUUGAUUUUCGUGGUGACGCGCAAGCGCAAGCGAUCGUUGACGUGUUUGUGGUAUCAAGCGAGGGAAGUGCCUGCGAGUGGAUGGGCAGAGAAGAUGCAGAAGGUAGGAAGAUAUAAAAACAAAGUUGGAUAAUAAAAUAGGUAGACUUUUGUGGCUGCUUAUGUCCUCUAUGUUGUUAAGUGUGUUUCCUUCUGCUAAAGGUAGUUGAUGUAAGCUGCCACUUCUUGAGGUUGGGGGAGUGUGUUCAUUUUGGUAUACUUGCAGAAGAAGCAUUGAGGUGGAUGUACUACUGUAAAUGUGCAUUAUCCUUCUUGCAGUUCUUCCUUCCAUUUGGUUUACUGUUCUUUGUUUUUUGUUUUUCAAAUACAAUGAAGCUUGCAAAAGGCUACAUUGUUUGUGCUUGAAAAACGAAAAGAUGUACCCCAGUAUACAUUCUCGUUAGGCAAUGCCGAAGCUUAAUGCACAGUCUAACUAAAGGGAUAGGUAACACUUCUAAGGAAAAACGAAUAUCGGAGUUUGGAAUCUGCCGGAUGUCGGAUUAGGUGACAACAAAAUCUCGGUUGAUGAUCACAAUGUCUGCGUGCGGGUUUCUGUGCGUGAAAAAUUUUGCUGGUGCAACAUAGUGCUGUAUCAACAAUUUCUGAGGUCAUGCUUUGCCAGUUACUGUUGCACCAUGCAAGUUGGGGAGGGCAGCACAGGGUAGAACACUCCUACAAGUGUCACUGAUGCUGCAGGUUUUGUUGUCAUCAGCAUCAUCCUUUUUUACAAGUUGCAGCAGUGCUGCCACCAUUGCUGCAGUGUGAAUAGCAGCUUGUUCUUGGCACUGAACAGUUGCUGCCGCCGUAAUAUGCCCGCGGGAAGAAAAUGUAUAAUUUAGCGCCAGGCAGUGUUGUGUUGCCAACGAUGGCCGCAUUUAUGUUGUGUUGGUCUUGGCGAGAGACCAUGCUGCACUGCCUCCUAUUCAAGAAGCAGUGCAACAGUGGCAUGAUGUUCAUAUCAGCACCUCGCAAGCACAAGUUAUGUGUGCAUGUGGAAUGAGUUCACUGCUGGUUCGCAUGUUAAAGCGUGUGUGACACUGAUCUUACUAUACCAAGAUAGAGAGACUUGUGUCUCUCAGUACUUGUGUUAUCUGUGCUUGCAUGGGGCUGUAUGCUAGUCUGUGUGCCCUUUUUUUUUUUAGUUCUGUAGUGUUUACUGUUUUCCCAAAGGCUUUUGUCUUCUGAUAUCUAAUGGUUGGAAAUAGUGUAGAGCAAGCUUGCUUCGCUGACCAAAGAGUCACUUUUUUAUGUAGUAUGUGUUUAGUUGUGUUAACUAUUUCACGUAUGGGCCAUGUUGUAAGGUACCUAAGGCAUUUGAGGCAUUGGUCAUUCAUUUCUGCAUUUUGCUUUUUUCUUCUUUUUUUUUUCUCGUACAAGUUCACUGUCAUUCUUUUAUUUUCGCAUCAGAUAGCACUUUUGCUUGUUGCAUCGUGUGUCUGCAGAGACCAGGGGAACGGUAGUUCACACGCCAUUUUUCGUUUCUGUGGCAACAAAUUUCACACACUGUACACAGAUUGGCCGGGGCAACUCGUGUCUACUUCAUACAGACGAAUAGUGUGGGUCUGUAGACAACGCCUGUCAAGAUGAAGUUAAGGUGUACUAAUUUAUGUAACUUGUUGCACUUUAGUUUUCAAUGUCUGGGGUGGAACGUCUUCAUUGCAGUCAUUGCAGUCAUUUUCCUUUCAGAUAUGUACAUAACUUUAUAAGGUCUGUCGCUUUGACAAAGGGAGCUGCAAUUCAGUUCUUUUCCAGCAAUUCAGUCCUUCUACUUGAUUUUCCACCCGCUUUAGUUUAUCGCAUCACUAAAAACAAGACUAAGUUGUAGACACGAGAGUAAAAUUUUGCAGCUCUGCGGCCGAUUAAGUCACCGCUUUUCGUACCAGAAGUGCUCAAAUGCAGCUAACUGCAGUCUGUUCCACAAGGCGUAGUUUCGUCUCGUGCGAGAUGUAUGCGGCUUUAAAGUGAAAGGAAGCUUUAGAUAUCGCAUCACCAUGAUUAAUUUUGGUCGUGGCUUCGUGAAGGGUGUGUUGAUCUUGCCUUUAUUCUAAAACGUACUCAAGAUCGCGUGUCUUCAAGAAGGUGACUGAGGCCUUGUUCUCAUAGCCGCAGUACUUUGGGAAUCACAGAUUUGGGAAGAAGUCUGGAACACUGUGUAUCAUUUAGUGGGCAUUGACUGAGUUGCAGUCUUAGGAUUAAUGACGGUCACUUGACUAACCAUACGCACAGUCAAACAUUAGGUUUGUUUGUUGUACUGGUGUAGCAGCAUCAAGGACUUUUGUUGUUGUCAUAAGCCGGCUCUCUUUCUUAAGCACAUAAACUGAAAAGUAAUGUACAUGUCUGGUAGAUGUGUUGAAGGUAGGAAAGUUACGUAACAAUAAUUUUUGGUUCAGCGUUGUUCCUACUGUUGCUUAUAAGAAGUGGCGUGAAUUCUAAAGCUCAUGUGGGUGUGAGAAGGAUGACGAUUGCAAGCUAUCGCAACACCCAACUUUGAUAUAUUCUUUGGAAAAAAAGCCCUUUGCCUGUGUAGAUUGAUCGAUACUGUAGAAACAACCAUACUGUCUGUGCUACAUGUCUGGCUUUUUGUAUACAGCCCCAGAUAACUUACAAAACUGUGUUUAGACUCGUUAUUUUUUAGGAUUUGUUAGGAAUCGCUUGGACACUUUGCCAAAUGUUAAUCGGGAAAAUAUCAAGCAUUUGGAAGAGAUAAACGCGACUGCAUGAGCAUGUAAUGUGUAUUGUAAGUUACGUAGAGGAUCGACACGUGUGUUGUUCAAAAGGCAGUGGACUGGAUUCAUGUGCUUUGUAAAACAUUUAUAAAAAAUUUAUUGGACCAGAUGACAUUUACUUAGUGCAACACGAUGUUCCAUUUGGCAUGCUAACACUGAUGAAUGGCAAAUAUUAAGUACGCAAAAAAAGCGGUGGGCAGAAGCAAAGAAUUCAGUCAAGCAUUGUAGAUACAAUGAAAUGUAGCAAAUUUUUGCGAUGUGCGCCUGAGGAUGCAAUACUUGCUGGCUUUGAUUUCUAGGCAAUGUGUGUUUAGACUCGUAAGUGCUUGUUGCCUGUUGUAUUUUCAUCUCCACAUAGUUAUCGCUAGAGAACAUGCUUUGUGACUUUUAACAUAAACUGAGAAGAAAUAGCUAAAUAAGAAACAUCUUGGGAAAUAACGUUUCAACACGGGAACUGUAUGUCCAAACGUUGGCUCCAUCGGUAAUCAUAGCUUGACAAUUUCUCAUCUCUUCAAGCCUUAAAUUUCUGUCCCACCCUGAACUACUUUGAAUAUCACGUGCGCUCUGUUUCUGAUCCAUUUUCGGCACCUCGUCACUUGAUGUAUAUGCAUGCUUGUUUUGCGUCACAUAUGAACCAUUCUUUAAGUGUGACCAAUAUGGCUGCGAUAUCGGCGUGGGCGUCAUCCGACAUUUGAAAUUUAUUUGCCAACGCUUCAGAAGUUAUUGGGCUAAGCAGCUAAAGAAGGUGCUUCUUUCUGGUAGACUGAUUAUAUUUUUUGUUCACCCCAGUCUUGUCUCGGCAGCAAGAGGAGCUUUGUUUUGAAAGUUUUACAUUACUAAAAGCAGUGCUGCUCACCUAAUUUUCAUACAAUUGCUGCUUUCUUAGAUAAUAACUUGUCUAAUCACAGCCUUUGCCAUUUUCUAGCAAAUGGCUAGAAGAAGGUUCUAGGAAGCAGUGUAAAGGUAGUAGAGUAAUUGCAUGCAUACCUUGCUUGCCUACAUAGAAUGUGUUUGUGGGAAUAUAAAACAUCCUCUAUAAUUAGGUCUGUGUGGAUAGUAUUCUGGCCAGUUCAUUAGGGGAAAAUAUAGCACCCUGUAGAUUUCGUAGACAAGCAAAAGACUGAGUAACACUUAGACAGAAAAUAUCUCUGCUGACGUGCUUAAUCAUUUUUAUGAGAUUAAAUUUUGUCUUAUGCGCUACCAAAGCGUACUUUUCAUUGUACCUCUGGUUCAAUGUUUUUGUUCUACCGUACUGCCAUUGAAAGUCAUCAUUUUAACAGGUUGUUCCUGCCAUUGGCUGCAUAUCACUAAUUUAUCACCAAGAUGAACACUGAAGCACAGAUGAACCAAAUGUUGAGAAACGUAUUAAAAUAUACCUAGAGUAGCUACGACUUUUUCACACAAAUCUUUUCUUCUGAGAAGAAAUGUGAUUUAUAUGGCCUUCACAGUGAUGCGCGAGACAGUUAUUGUCGUGAUUUCUGUGCACAUCAGUUGAACGCAUCGAUGCAACGAUGUUAAUCAAGUGUUUGUGUCAUACAGCUUCUGUCACUUGUCGACACUAGCCCCUUUCCGCUGUGGCGGAACGCUUGUAUAGCACUCACAGACAACAAUACUAAUUAUGGGUGCCGUUAGGGUUGAGGGUUGCAGCUUAUCGUAGACCAAGUCGUCUGCGAACAUCUUCAGGAGCACUCGAUGCCACCGUGACUGAUGUGUGUAUCGGUAGUUGACUCUUCACUUGACCUGCGCAAAAUGUGCACUAGUGUGACAUUUCCUCCUCACUUGUGACACAAGUGAUGCUUCUGAGGAAAUAUUGCUAAAUUUUGCAAUAUUUCCUUGAAUUUUAUCACCGAUGCUUAUGUAGAUGUUAUCCUAACAGAAACAAAACAAUCAUUCUAUUCCUGUUCUUUUCCUAUUCGUGUUUUGUCAUGUACCCUAAGCGAUGCUUCACUUAUGAUGUCUUUAGGACAAGCCAUUCAGUGUAUCGGACAAUAAGGAAUAUAAAAAGACUGUGAAAAAAAAAAUGCCGAUUUUGGAUGUUUACAUUUCCCUCGUUGCAUUAGAACUAUUGAGACCUCUUUACUGUGACAAUGUGCCCUUGCAGUUAUGUAUUAAACAUUCAGUAUUGACAGCCACAAACUUUUAUCAAAAGCUACUCAUCUGUGCCACAGAAAUAUGUAAUAUAAUGUGGAUAUUGCACAAAAUCAAGUUAGUGUAGUAAGUUAAUAAAGCUUUAUUGUUCUGCACUUCAAUAGCUUAAAUUCAGCCAUCACCACAGUGCAGUUGGGAUUUUAAAAUUUUCUCUCCGUAAUUCAUGUUCCAUUGAUUCUUUCAGCCAGUUGGGCCGCAUGCACUGUGGGCAAUUUUUUAGAGGCAGCUACUUCCAGGAGACUAGAGAAACGUGCUGUUGCGUUUUUUUAUUCACGUGUCAUCAUGUGACUAGCGUCACUUUGGCAGCUUUGAUGCAUAACGAAUGCAUCUUUUCAGGCAAGGAAAUGGAUGUAUUUUGCAUAAAUACUUAUUUAAUCGGAAGCUAGCAAAUUUAUAUGCUUGAGGCAAGCUAGCUGAUUGCACAGUAAUUGAUGUUUUUGAUCAAGGCCUGUUAUGGCACUGACCAGCCAACAAAAUGCAAAGAAAACUUACGACAUGGACAUUUCUUCUAGAAUUAUGAAGUUUAGUGGUAGCCGUUUGUCUGCUGGAAGUCGAUAGUCGGCAUAUUGUAGUUCAGGCAGGACUUGCUACGUAUGACAAGUCUGCAGACAGCUGGGCCGUGCAAAGCAUAGCAGUUUAAAGCACACGUGUGUCACAACUAUGGUACCUAUUUGACAAAGGCAAGUUUAACACUAUUAGAAGACUAGCAUCUUAAGACUGUUAAUGCCACUACGGCUAAGGCUGCUGCUGUGUGCAUACCUUCAGUGAUGAUAAACAUUGCGUGGUAAACUGCAGUGAGUGCACUAUUUUGUUCGUAUUCGACAGCCGAUUGAGUUGAGAGUGCGUGAUCACACAAAUUGCUUUAAGUGUUCAAUCUCAUUGACCAUAUCUGUGUGGCAGUGCACAAAAGGCAUUAAAACUUAAGGCGUCAAGCAGAAUUUUCAUGUGGAACACAUAUAAGGUAAUGUGAAUGCCUAAAGUGACGUAGGCGUAGGUGACUGUAGAUGUGAUAAAGUACCAAAAAAGAAAAAAAGAAAUGUAUUCCUCCAUGUUCAGUAUGUGCUCUUGCGUGUUUGUGCUGUUUGAUCGUGUGAUUCUGCACAGGAAUGCCAGAAUUCUGAGAACAUCUAUAGCUACUUAAUAUUUUGUGCCGAUGUAGUUUUCCCGCGAAAUUGAGUGUUGUAUUUUCGAAAGCGUGUCGUGUUGCAACUUGUACAGAAUUGUUUGCAUGCUCAACAGACCCUCGUCGUGAGUAUUGUGUCUCAGAAAAAAAAAGAAAUUGAAUUUUUGGUGUGUUUAUGUACAAAUGCCGAACGUGGUCGCCUUACUCAUGUGCGACACACGUUGUGGUUACUUUGCCGCGUGGUCUGUUGACAGGUCCACCACAUUUUGGACGUGGUCCGUUGACUUGGUCUCAUUGUCCGUACAAUUGAAAGUUGUGCCGCUAAUCAACUUUGAAGGUGGUGAAGUGCUAUUUUUAUGCGUAUGUUUCCCAUGUUGUAAUGUUGAAGUUAAGAAAAAGAAAGAAAAUGUGUACAAAUUUUCACCUAGCACACUUGUCGUCGUAUGGUAACUUAAUUUUAAACUUGUCUUUUUGUGACUGGGAGCAGAUUUCAAAGAAACGUUUCCCGCAGAUGUGUGGCAAUGGAAAGUAAUCCUCAGUGACUGCUGAAUAGGGAGAGUAAGUCUUCUAUUCACGACCAGUAACAUGUGACAUUUAAAAGUACAAUUUAUUUGGAGAAACCACAUUCUUCACUGAGUCGAGCUAACGCAUGAGGCAGAGUGGCUCAAAGAGGUAACGUCCACGGUUGUCUUUGAUGAAACAGGCGUGUUAUUGCUUUGAAUUAGUUUGCAGGACCUGAGGAAUUGGUUGAUAGCUGUCUGGUUCUAACAUAUGUGUUCUUUGUGGACAGCAAUGCGUUUCCCAUGGUGUUUAGUGCCUGCAAGACUUCCAUGUUGUUUCAGUUCUGCCGUACUUCGAUGUGUAAAGUGCAAUAUGCCGAGUGCUGCGCUGAAAGCGGAGGCGUGUACCAAAACCUUUCUGACACGCAAGCAGUGAUUGUUGGUCUGCAGAGUUUAGCUUAAGGUGAUUUUUGAUGGUGGCCUUCAUACAGUUUAAGGUUUGUGGACAGUAAGUUAUCAAGUUUAUAUAAGUGUCCUUUUUCCCGAGAAAAAAAGUACUGCACCUCCGUUUGUAUCAAAGCGCACAUAAAUAUUAGCUUACCCGCAUAGACGUGCGCAAGGCUCACCUUCAGAGGGGGCAAAGGUUCGUCGCAGCCCCCCCCCCCCCCCAAUAUUAAAUCAGAGUAUGGGGCAUACUUAACGCCCCCCCCCCCCUCUAGUUAGGCGCUGUUGCAGAUUGUCCGUGACUCUUAUUACGGCAAAGUGUGCGGUAAAAUUGAUUAAUCUAGUUCACCUGCAGGCUUCAGUUGUGUUUUACGCAACAUUUAGCAGCACUUAAGUUCAGGCAACGCCACCAUUUAUGUGCAUCCACGUACGAAGCAACUUGGCCAUAGUGUACAGCCAUGCCGUGUCACUAGGAACUCAUCACCCAUUUUUUUUUUUUUAAUGGUGCAGCACAUACUUGGAGAACAAUUCACUUAGUUUCCCUUUUUCUUUCUUUCUUUCUGGACUUAAAAGUGUGUUGAGUGUUGGAAGAUUGUACCAGAACGACGUUGGAAGGAAAUGCACAGCACCAUAUUUUUGGAUCCAUGUUACUGUAGUCGUGUGAAGGUGCACCUGAAUAUGGAAUAAACGUGAGGAAAAGGAA
Rhipicephalus sanguineus (brown dog tick) is the source of this 11362-nucleotide messenger RNA. RefSeq names its product ubiquitin-like protein 7. The transcript has 10 exons. Lineage: Eukaryota; Metazoa; Arthropoda; Arachnida; Ixodida; Ixodidae. Gene Ontology annotation, biological process: ubiquitin-dependent protein catabolic process. Gene Ontology annotation, cellular component: cytosol. The record is from RefSeq and is a predicted model, not a curated record. Gene Ontology annotation, molecular function: polyubiquitin modification-dependent protein binding. The coding region runs from base 248 to 1384 and encodes 378 amino acids.